Messenger RNA from Akanthomyces muscarius, 324 nucleotides. RefSeq lists its product as uncharacterized. The record is from RefSeq and is a predicted model, not a curated record. Bases 1 to 324 code for a protein of 107 amino acids. NCBI's taxonomy places the organism in Eukaryota, Fungi, Ascomycota, Sordariomycetes, Hypocreales, Cordycipitaceae. The transcript is spliced from 5 exons.
AUGGCUUUUAAUCGCAUCGCUGUUUACGGCCACCGCGGCUGGGCCAGUGCCGCCAUUUUCAAGGCCCUCGCCAACUCUGGCGCUCGCAUACGAGUGCUGCACCAGCCGACGCCCGACACCAGCAUGCUGCCAGCCAAUGUCUCGACGAACAUUGAUAUUGUCAUCUCGCUAGUCGGACAUGAGGGAAUCGCACGUCAGCAUGGGUUCAUCGAGGCCAUUCCCAAGACACAGUGCCGACAGCCAGCAUUAGCCUUUGCCCCUCUGCACCCUCAAUUAUGUGGCAGCGGCGUAUGCUUCCCCGUUCGCUGCCACGCCAAUUUCUGA